UUUUAAAUAAACCGUUCAUUUGCGAAGGUGGCGUCGUUUUUCGCCGUGUGAUUUUCUAGUUAAUUUAUAAUCGCAGAUUAAUAAAGGGCAUUUUGCUCAACAAAUACAAAAGCUCCAUUUAAAAAGCAGCUAAUAUGACAUCCACCGAACUGAAAAUUGGCUUGAGUACCAGUGCUCGUCCUUCCAGCCGAGUACUUAAGCCUCCAGGUGGCGGACAUACCAAUAUAUUUUCGGAACCUGAAGUAUCUGUGAAUGCACCACGUCCCAAAUUCAAUCAACAAAACUCUUCCAAUUUAAAUGCUUGCAUGGGCUCCACCGAUGCAAAUAAGGUAGUGGAGAAGCUACGUGAUGAAGCAGCCAUUCAAAAGGAGGAGCCAAAACCAUCACCCGACAGUCCGCCCAAAGACAGCACCAAUGGCAACAAGGCAGCAAAUGAUCAGGCGCGCGGUCGUGUUCCACCCGGUGGUUACUCAUCGGGCGGUUUCUGGUAGAGGAACCCCCGGGAAUAUGGCUUAGACGUGUGCUUAUGCAUUUACUGACACUCACACACUCAUGCAUAUGCAUACACUCUCACACUCUCACACACACACACACCAAGACAUCCUCAGCCCCAUUACACAUUUAUAAAUAUAAAUCGCUUAAUAUAUACAUAUAUCGCUUAUGCAUUCAUAUUUAAAUUCGAAAUUGGCUACUAUGCAAAAUGUUUAAAAAUUAGAAUACUGCGAUUUGAUUGCAGAACUUAAUCCCGCUCUCUGAUUUUGUUCCCUUUAUGUAGUAUUUUGUUCUACUAACUAAACUAUUUAAACCGUCAUACACAAUUGUUUAAACUUUAAGUGACUUGCGAUUCCGCCCUGAUGAAACAACUCUAACAAUGCGUACAAUAUGUUAGGGAAAUAACCAAACUUUGCAUUUGUACUUAAGUGUCCAAUUGAAAUUUGAAAUGGUCUGCAAAAUUUGUACCACAUUUUUUUAUAAUUACAUAUAUGUAUUGCAAAAUAAACA
Molecule: messenger RNA, 1002 nt
Organism: Drosophila hydei
Lineage: Eukaryota; Metazoa; Arthropoda; Insecta; Diptera; Drosophilidae
Exons: 2
Coding region: 135-491 (118 amino acids)
Source: RefSeq, a predicted model, not a curated record